CAUUGAAAGUAUAAAUAUCGGUUGCAAAAAAAUCCACCAUAGCAGUUCACUACCUGGAAUCAUCAAAAUGUAUGUGCUCACUUGGCUUUCAAUCUUUGUCGCCAUCUUCAGUUUCGGUAACACUCUUCUUGGAAUUGGAGGAGGGGGAGCUGCACUGAAGGGUGGUAUGAAAGCAGGAGGCCGUAUUGGUCUCGGAGGCAUCGGAAAUCUAGGAGCAGCAGCCGGAGGUCUGAUAGGCGGAGCUGAAGGAACGUUAGGGGGCGCAGGUGCUAAACUUGGUGGUUUGUUUCAUGGAAAGAAAGAUAAGAAAAUUGAUCUAUUCGGUUCCUCAGAAGAUUCGUCAUCAUCAUCUUCUAGUAGUGAAGAAGAUGUAAAACGUGGGAAGAACAGUAAACGAAGGAAAACUGGACGAGGAAUUGAUAAACAUUCAGGUAUUGGAUCUCGAGAUGGAAUAGCCACUCCCAUUCUAAACUUACUAGGAUUGACUAAGACUGUUUGUCGCGUUAGCUAUGCAGGAGAGGCUGUCAUCGAGAAGUUAGGCGAUUUCGCAAUUGGAAUGAAUCACGAAGUUAGGAAAAUAGACCAUGCAAUUGCUAACUAUGUAACUGAUAAUAUAAUACUUAAGGCUGUUGAUGCGAUCAGGAGAGGUCAUAAUGAUGUGGUAAAAUUCAUUGUUGCUACCCAAGUUGGUUUCACUAAAUUUGCAACGAACACAAUAAUAGAAGUAUAUAGAACCACCAAAGCUCCAAUAAGGGAGUUACUUGCAUGUUAGGUUAGAAAAAUAAAUCAAAUGAAUUGUG
Coccinella septempunctata (seven-spotted ladybird) is the source of this 800-nucleotide messenger RNA. RefSeq lists its product as uncharacterized. NCBI's taxonomy places the organism in Eukaryota, Metazoa, Arthropoda, Insecta, Coleoptera, Coccinellidae. The transcript has 3 exons. The coding region runs from base 68 to 772 and encodes 234 amino acids. The record is from RefSeq and is a predicted model, not a curated record.